This is a messenger RNA of Suillus subalutaceus, 1060 nucleotides long. RefSeq lists its product as uncharacterized. Bases 1 to 996 code for a protein of 331 amino acids. The record is from RefSeq and is a predicted model, not a curated record. The transcript is spliced from 6 exons. Lineage: Eukaryota; Fungi; Basidiomycota; Agaricomycetes; Boletales; Suillaceae.
AUGUCCAUGCCAGUACAGAUGCCAACCAGUCGUCUACCCACUCCCCAGAUAGACGCAAGUCUAUGGACGUCGGUCUUAUGCAUCAUCCGUUCGCACGUGUUGCAAAGGAGAAGAAUGACGCAAUAUUUUUCUGGCCGCCCAUAUUCUCCUGCAGGGUCAAGUCAGUCCAUGGCCCGUCCACCGUCCGGCCUAGCCCUUACCCCUGCCCUUCUUUGGCUCAUAGAGCAUCAGAGAUGUCUUUACCCCUUCUCGCCCCUCCCUUGUAUUGGAAAUUCGUCCAUCAUUUCUGUCCUCUUUGGCGCUCCGACAUCUGCGUCGCCUCCGCAUGUCUCACCAGAUGCAAAAUCCCCCGGGAAUAUGCACGCAUGGGCAUUUCCUCGUAACGAGGCAGAUCAGGACACGGAGGACUUGUACAGUUCUACUGGAUUAUCUAGUGGCUUGAUUGCUAGCAUCUGUGGGAGCGACACCAGCGCGACCAGCUCGAUUGUUCAGACGUCAGUAGCUGUGUUGGCGUCGAUCUUUUCGAUCCGAGUGGCAGGAGAGGGACUUGAUACGUGGAUCCAACCUCGAGACGUCCAUGUCCGAUCUGAACAUGCAGUCCAGCCAGGGAUAGCUCAACGAGGCUCACUUAAAUGUCGCGACUUCGUCUUUGUUUGCCUACCAACACAGGGAAAACCUGUUAUCACAGGAACCAGGGUAUUCCUCGGCUUCCACUAUUUUUCCCGGUGGAAGCCCGCAGGUCCCAUGGAGCCUGCCAUAGCAGGCCGCAAGCUCAGUAUACUUACCAGAAGGAGUGCCGCACGAUCAUACCCGGAACAACAUCGAGCACAACUCCUCAUACCAAACACCCGUAGACACAACGUCCCUGUCCAAUGCCCAGAAAUCCAGCAAUGCUCACAAACAGGAAACCAUCUGCCAUUCUCGCGGGACAGACUUGGUCGGAGCUUCGUCCCAGGCGUCCCAGGGAAAGGUGUCAUCAUCGAUAUCGUAGGGUGAAAGAUAGUCUGAUUGCCGGGUAGACCUAAAGGCAGUUCUCCACCUCUCCCUGUCACCUGUCCAU